Drosophila montana is the source of this 898-nucleotide messenger RNA. RefSeq names its product mitochondrial cardiolipin hydrolase-like. The record is from RefSeq and is a predicted model, not a curated record. NCBI's taxonomy places the organism in Eukaryota, Metazoa, Arthropoda, Insecta, Diptera, Drosophilidae. The transcript is spliced from 2 exons. The coding region runs from base 74 to 871 and encodes 265 amino acids. Gene Ontology annotation, biological process: piRNA processing. Gene Ontology annotation, cellular component: mitochondrion. Gene Ontology annotation, molecular function: RNA endonuclease activity producing 5'-phosphomonoesters, hydrolytic mechanism.
ACACCAUUUUUCGAUAAUUUCUGAGGAUUUUUGCCGUCAAGCAAAGUUUUCGCCAUUUGCUACUGCUUUCAAAAUGGUUUUAGUUUUAUGUGUUUGGAUAAUAAACAAAUUCAUAAGCUUUUUGAAGCUCCAGUGGGGGCGAUUAAGUAUAGAGGCAAUUGUCGAGCUGCUUUAUGGCUUUGACUAUAGUCUAUACCGGCUAUGGCUGCAGAUCUACGGUGAGCCAGAUGAAACGGAUGCCGUUAUCUUCAACGAGCUUCCGCGGAGAUGUCGAUUUCGUCAUGUAUCGGCAAACUGCCCAAAGAAAUACUGCGAGACCUGCCGUGUGGACAGAGUCAUUAUGUACAUCAACAGGGCCAAGGUCUCCAUUGACAUUGCCCACUUGACGUUCUCGCAUACCACGUUCUACUACGCCAUCGCAUCUGCCUGGCUAAGAGGCGUUAAUAUACGGUUGGUGACCGACUCCCAGAUGAUCUACGCCCGGGGCUCGCUGGUGCAGCGUCUGAUCGCGGCAGAAAUGCCAGCGCGUUGUUCUCCGGUCCAUGUGAUGAUGCAUCACAAAUUCUGCAUUAUCGAUGGGGACGACCGCGUUCUACAACUUGAUAGAGAGGAGCACCGCGUUCACAGUCGCCUUUGGCGGCGUAAGGGUUACGUGAUGACAGGUUCGCUUAACUGGACCAAACUGGGCACUGGCAGCAAUUACGAGAACGUUGUGGUCACCUCAAAUCGUGUGGUCAACGAACUUUAUCAGAAGCUUUUUGAUGAUAUGUGGGAAUAUUUUCCGGUUCUCAAUAUGACCAGCUUUAGAACUAAGACGCACGCAAAUAAUGCGCCUGACAUCGUUUGUAUGCCUUGGAAAUUCUGGCAAUAAGAUUUUUGUACAUAACAAAAAAUGUAU